Messenger RNA from Mugil cephalus (flathead mullet), 2133 nucleotides. It is a transcript of the gene eda, whose product is annotated as ectodysplasin A. Gene Ontology annotation, biological process: animal organ development; immune response. The transcript is spliced from 8 exons. The record is from RefSeq and is a predicted model, not a curated record. Bases 165 to 1289 code for a protein of 374 amino acids. Gene Ontology annotation, molecular function: tumor necrosis factor receptor binding; death receptor binding; death receptor agonist activity. Gene Ontology annotation, cellular component: membrane. Lineage: Eukaryota; Metazoa; Chordata; Actinopteri; Mugiliformes; Mugilidae.
GAGGUGGGCGGGUCUCCAUUGUUACUACAGAUACUCGUAGAAGUUUGCGCCGACCUGCCGCUGCACCUAUGAGUCUCCACGCAAAUGAAUAGCCGCGGCCCGCGCGAGACAGACGAGUCGAUUAUGCCGAGAUAAGGAGCAUAUGACUCGCGCUCCGUGUGAUAAUGGCAUGCGACGGUUCACGCGCGGAGGACUUCCCGGACAAAGUGAUGCCCGGAGCGGCUCCCUGCACGUGCGGCAAGGAGUGCAGGAGUCGGAGCGGCAGUGUUGUCUUCCUGGGAUUAUUCCUGCUCUCGCUGUGUCUGCACGCCGUCACCCUCGUCUGCUAUUUGGAUCUGCGGUCCGAGUUCAAAAGGGAAAUUAUCCACCAGAAGCGGGACUCUAUGCUGACGCUCGCAGGGAAUGACCCGUCUGACCCGUCUGACCCGGUGCUGCUCCCGCCCGGACACCCGCGUCUUGACUCCGACAGUAGACCCAGCGGAGAGGCUCCUGAGGAGAAGCUACUGCACAGAAAUAGCGACUUCCACGGCACAGAGGAUAGCAGGGGCAUAACUCAGAGAUCGAAAAGAAGUCCCGGCAGGGAGUCAGAAACAGAAUCGACUGGAAAGGAGAGAAGGAAAGAGAAGAAAAAAGGGAAAAAGCGGCCGGCGCCGGGGCCCCCUGGUCCCCCCGGUCCCCCGGGGCCACAGGGGCCACCGGGCAUCCCUGGAAUCCCCGGUAUUCCAGGAAGCAACGUUGUGGGGCCGGCGGGACCCCCUGGACCUCCUGGGCCGCAGGGACCUCCAGGCGCUCAAGGUCCGGCAGGGGUCCCCACUGAUAAAACCAAAACAAAGGAAUUCCAGCCCGCAGUGGUUCACUUGCAAGGGCAGGAAACAACCAUCCAAGUGAGAGAAGAUCUGUCUCAAGGCGUCCUUAAGAACUGGAAGAUGGUGUCCAUCCAUCACCGCGUGUUUAAAAUGCACUCUCGCACUGGGCAGCUAGAGGUGCUGUUGGACGGUGUCUACUUCAUAUAUAGUCAGGUAGAAGUGUACUACCUCAACUUCACUGACAUUGCCAGCUAUGAUGUGAUGGUGGACUCCAACCCGUUCCUCCGCUGCACUUGCAGCAUCGAGACGGGCCAGCGCAAGUUCAACACCUGCUACACGGCUGGCGUGAGCCCGCUGCGCGCCGGCCAGAAGAUCUCCAUACGCAUAGCCCACGAGUACACACUCAUCAACAUGACCAACCACACCACCUUCCUGGGAAGCGUCAGACUCGGGGAGGCUCCAUCUGCUGGGCAGAACGGAUAACUACACGGCCCGUCUGCAUACUCCAAGAGAAACAAAAGAAAAGAAAAGAAGUUGCUCACAACAGUCACGCUAAUCCUGCCUUGUCGUCCUGCCCGAUGUAGGAUUAAUCCAGUGAAUUAAAGCAACGUCUAGACCCUCUCUUGCCCCCGUUUAGGAGAAACUGAACGUGACUUUUGUUCACUUGUCUGUAUUAAAAGGACAACAAGGACUGUUACGCUUCGAUUCACAUUCUGUGCAGAGUGAUGAGCUUUGAUGAACCACAUGUCCUGCUCACAAAACAAGAGUCUAUUUAUAGUUCCCAUUUUGUGUCAACACAGACGGCAUAUCUCUUUAUAACAAGGAAGGACACUGCGCUGACAGACACUAAGUAAUUACAUUAUUUUAAGUGCUGUUGAAUGAUGAUCUUGUAUCUCCAAAGCAAUUGGAAAUGUUUUAUUUGCAUUUUAGUUCUUUUGUAAUAAAUUUGGUCAGUUGGUUUCACAAAUCUCCAUAUGUCCCUGGGUUAUACAAUGAGUUAAAGGUUAUAUAAGUGUUCAAAGCAAGUAUAAAGGUAUCUAUGCAAAGCUAUGAAAAAAAAAAUAAAAUCAAAUAAAACUGGAGUUAUAAGGUAUUCACAGAGCAACAGCACUAUAUAUUUUGCGCACAUUUGCACUACAGCAUCCCUGCAGAAUAUCAGUGAUAUGUUUUGUUCCAGUGCUAUUGUUUAGUUAUCUUAUGAAUGAAUCCAUGUAGAAAAAAAAGAUAGUUGUUAAUACACGCCUGUACAUACUGUAUAUAAAAUGGGAUAUACUUUUGUAAAUGGAGUUGAUUGAUGGAUUAAAAAUGUUACGUUUUUCUGUCUAAA